AUGAAUCGCAGCCCGCGAAUGUUAAAAUUUCAACCAAAUCCGCGAUCGAAAAGUCGAUUCCAAGAUGAUGCAGAUCUCCGCUCUAUGCGAAGUUUUAAGACCGACUUCUCUAACUAUUUGGCAAGUGAUACGAAUUUCCUAAAUGUAGCAGAAAUUAUGACAUCAUACGCUUAUGGAGAGAGCAACAAUGCAAAUGAGAAGGAAGUUCAGUGUGACCUUCUAACUGAAAAUGGAGGUAUUGAGAUAGAUCCCACAAGAUUGUCAUACAGAGAAAGAAUCCGAUGGCAUCUUCAACAAUUUUGCUACAAAACUUCUAGUCAUGGUAUACCAAUGCUGGGUCAAGCACCUAAUAGCUUGUAUCGAGCAGUUUGGGUGUUCCUCCUUCUUAUUUGUGCUAUACAGUUCAUCAACCAGGCGCUUGGUGUCUUCAAAAGUGUCAUGAAAAAAGCGGGUGACAGUAGUACGGAAGUAGUUGAAGGAGACUAUGAUAUGGAUGGAAUAACUAUCCAAGCGAGACGCAAAAAAAGAGGAGCCGGAGAGAAGGGAACAUUCGAACCAGCGAACUCUGCAUGUGAAUGUGAAGAAGAGGACGGCUCGAAUGAAUGCGAGGAGAAAUCCGAAGAAAAGCCAACAGCCGAUCAUGACAUGUGCAUUUGUGCAUUUGAUCGGCAGACCAAUGAUGCGUGGCCUUGUCAUAGAAAAGAGCAGUGGACGAAUACAACAUGUCAAACAUGUGAUGAGCAUUAUUUAUGCAGCAAGAAGGCUAAGAAAGGAACCAAAAGAUCGGAAAUAAAGAAGGAGCCGUGCCUAUGUGAGAGCAAGGGACUCUUCUGUAUCAAACAUGAACAUUCCGCAUUGGUUCUAAACCUCUGGGAGUAUUUUGGUAAAAUGGAAGAUUUUUCGGAUAUUUCAACUGAAGAACGGGAGGCGCUAGGUUUUGGAAACAUGACAGAUGAAGUGGCCAUUGUGACAAAAGCUAAGGAAAAUAUUAUUUUUGCAAUGAGUGCUUUGUCAGAAGAGCAGAGGAUUCUGAUGUCCCAAGCAAAACAUAACUUGAUUCACAAAUGCUCCUUCAAUGGAAAGCCAUGUGACAUUGAUAAAGAUUUUGAACUUGUGGCUGACCCAACAUUUGGAAAUUGUUUUAUCUUCAAUCACGACCGAGAAAUUUUCAAAUCAAGUGUACGCGCUGGUCCUCAGUAUGGCUUACGAGUGAUGUUGUUCGUCAAUGCCAGUGACUACCUGCCAACGUCAGAAGCCGUCGGAAUACGGCUGACCAUCCAUGACAAAGAGGAUUUUCCGUUCCCGGACACAUUCGGCUAUUCGGCACCGACCGGUUACAUUUCAUCGUUUGGCAUGCGGAUGAAAAAGAUGAGCAGAUUACCUGCGCCGUACGGAGAUUGUGUGGAGGAUGGCGCUACUUCAAACUACAUUUACAAAGGUUAUGCAUAUUCCACCGAAGGAUGCUACCGUACUUGUUUUCAAGAACUGAUUAUUGACCGUUGUGAAUGCAGUGAUCCACGGUUUCCGUCCAUCGGGGAUGUUCAACCGUGUCAAGUGUUCAAUAAAAACCAUCGGGACUGUCUGGAGAAACACACUCAUCAAAUUGGAGAAAUUCAUGGAUCUUUCAAGUGCCGAUGCCAACAGCCUUGCAACCAGACAAUCUACACAACUUCAUAUUCUGAAGCAAUUUGGCCCUCUCAAGCUCUUAAUAUAUCUCUGGGGCAAUGUGAAAAAGAAGCUGAAGAGUGUAAUGAAGAAUAUAAAGAAAACGCUGCAAUGUUAGAAGUUUUCUAUGAAGCACUCAACUUCGAGGUGUUAUCCGAAUCCGAAGCUUAUGGAAUUGUAAAACUGAUGGCUGAUUUCGGAGGACAUCUUGGAUUGUGGUCUGGAGUCUCAGUAAUGACUUGUUGCGAGUUUGUGUGUUUGGCAAUUGAGCUAUUCAUCAUGGCCAUUUCACAUCAUGUCAACCAGCAGAGAAUUCGGCGACGAGAAAAUGCAGCCAAUGAUUUUUGA
This is a messenger RNA of Caenorhabditis remanei, 2013 nucleotides long. RefSeq lists its product as uncharacterized. Gene Ontology annotation, cellular component: membrane. The record is from RefSeq and is a predicted model, not a curated record. NCBI's taxonomy places the organism in Eukaryota, Metazoa, Nematoda, Chromadorea, Rhabditida, Rhabditidae. Gene Ontology annotation, molecular function: ligand-gated sodium channel activity. The transcript has 16 exons. Gene Ontology annotation, biological process: sodium ion transmembrane transport. Bases 1 to 2013 code for a protein of 670 amino acids.